Messenger RNA from Salmo salar (Atlantic salmon), 787 nucleotides. RefSeq names its product glucosylceramidase beta. Gene Ontology annotation, molecular function: glucosylceramidase activity. The record is from RefSeq and is marked provisional. Gene Ontology annotation, biological process: glucosylceramide catabolic process. Lineage: Eukaryota; Metazoa; Chordata; Actinopteri; Salmoniformes; Salmonidae.
AGAUCAAGUUGAGGCAGCGGUAUGUGUGGACUAAGAGAGAGAGAGCACUGAGGAGGGUCGGCCACUAGGAGAGCUGGUGGACAUGAUAGAAUGCCAUUGUCAACAGCACUCAUCCCUCUCGCUUUGUUCAUUGGAGUAGCAACACGAUCCAGAGGCAGUGAUGAGUGUGUGGCCCGUAACUUUGGCCAUGGCUCGGUGGUGUGUGAGUGUAACUCCACCCACUGUGACAGUAUUGGGUCGGACACACUACCUGCACUGGGGCAGUUCCUGUCCUUCACCAGCAGUAAGGCUGGCAGCAGGCUGCAGAGAGGACAGGGACAGGUACAGAACAACAGCACUGGAGCAGUUCUCAGGCUGACUGUGGUUCCCAACCAGAAGUACCAGAGGAUCAGAGGGUUUGGAGGAGCCAUGACAGACUCAGCUGCCAUCAACAUCCUGUCUCUGUCCCCCAGAACACAGGACCAGCUACUACGACAGUACUUCUCUGCUCAGGUGUGGUGCGGGUGCCCAUUGCCAGCUGUGACUUCUCAACCCAUCUGUACACCUACGCCGACUCACCUGGAGAUUACAACCUGGACAACUUUACCUUAACACCAGAAGACACUAACAUGAAGGUGGUUUAGAUAGAGCUGGAAACAGAGAGACUUUCUGUUCUUUGACUUGUUAGAUUGUAAACAUAUCAAAUUAAAGUUUAUUGGUCACGUAAACAGUUUAGCAGGUGUUACAGCGGUGCAGCGAAAUGCUUAUGUUACUGGCUCCAAACACUGCAGUCAGAUGUCAAACAAUU